Molecule: messenger RNA, 865 nt
Organism: Staurois parvus
Lineage: Eukaryota; Metazoa; Chordata; Amphibia; Anura; Ranidae
Source: the annotation of a GenBank genome assembly
UCUCUGCCAAUCCCUCCACUAACCUCCACUCAAUGUCCUCCACCCCUCUCUGCCAAUCCCUCCACUGGCCUCCACUUAGUGUCCUCCACCCCUCUCUAACAAUCCCUCCAGUGGCCUCCACUUAGUGUCCUCCACCCCUCUCUGCCAAUCCCUCCACUGGCCUCCACUCAGUGUCCUCCACCCCUCUCUGCCAAUCCCUCCACUGGCCUCCACUCAGUGUCCUCCAUCCCUCUCUGCCAAUCCCUCCACUGGCCUCCACUUAGUGUCCUCCACCCCUCUCUAACAAUCCCUCCAGUGGCCUCCACUUAGUGUCCUCCACCCCUCUCUGCCAAUCCCUCCACUGGCCUCUGCUCAGUGUCCUCCAUCCCUCUCUGCCAAUCCCUCCACUGGCUUCCACUCAGUGUCCUCCAUCCCUCUCUGCCAGUCCCUCCACUGGCCUCCGCUCAUGUCCUCCAUCCCUCUCUGCCAAUCCCUCCACUGGCCUCCACUCAGUGUCCUCCACCCUUCUCUGCCAAUCCCUCCACUGGCCUCCACUCAGUGUCCUCCAUCCCUCUCUGCCAAUCCCUCCACUGGCUUCCACUCAGUGUCCUCCAUCCCUCCCUGCCAGUCCCUCCACUGGCCUCCGCUCAGUGUCCUCCAUCCCUCUCUGCCAAUCCCUCCACUGGCUUUCACUCAGUGUCCUCCAUCCCUCUCUGCCAAUCCCUCCACUGGCCUCCACUCAGUGUCCUCCACCCUUCUCUGCCAAUCCCUCCACUGGCCUCCACUCAGUGUCCUCCACCCCUCUCUGCCAAUCCCUCCACUGGCCUCCACUCAGUGUCCUCCACCCCUCUCUGCCAAUCCCUCCACUGGCCUCCACGCAGUGUCC